Messenger RNA from Linnemannia hyalina, 813 nucleotides. The record is from the annotation of a GenBank genome assembly. Lineage: Eukaryota; Fungi; Mortierellomycota; Mortierellomycetes; Mortierellales; Mortierellaceae.
AUGAGCGACACAGCUGCCUCCGUCCCAACCACCACCCCCGCCGCCAGCGACGACAAAUGGUCGUCCCAGAUGUACUCCAAGCACGCCUCCUUCGUCCCAGCUCUCGGCGCCCCCGUCGUCCAGUUGCUGGCUCCUCAACCCCAUGAGCGGAUCUUGGAUCUCGGUGCAGGCGAUGGUGUCUUGACUCUCGAUCUCGAGAAGCAGUGCCAGUCUGUGGUUGCGAUUGAUUCCAGUGCUGAUAUGAUUGAGGCUGCGCGCAAGAACGGAUGUCGCGAUGCCCAGGUUGUUGAUGGCUAUGAUCUUGUCGACCAUAAGGAGCUUGCCAACGAGCAGUUUGAUGCCGUCUUUUCUAGUGCAGCGCUCCACUGGAUGAAGAAGGAUCCAGUACGAGUCAUCCAAGGUGUCCAUAAAUGCCUCAAGCCCGGCGGCCGGUUCGUAGCUGAAUGCGGUGGCUACAUGAACGUCGCAGAAGUCCGAACGGGCCUCCACUGGGCCCUCCGCAAUCGCGGCUACAACCCUGACGAGUACGACCCCUGGUUCUUCCCCGGCGUUCAAACCUACCGCAAGAUGUUGGAGGAACAAGGCUUCCGUGUGGAAUCGAUCGAGUUGAUCCCGAGAUUGACAAAGUUGAACACGGAUGUUGCGGGGUGGAUUGAUACCUUUGGGUUCUCGUUCUUGAGACCUUUUGAGGGGGAUGCGGAAGAGAGAAGAAAGGUGAUUGAGGAGGUGCAGGCGAACUUGCCGUUCUCGGCAGAUGAUGGUGUUUGGCACAUUAUGUACCAGCGUCUCCGUUUCAAGGCUGUCAAAGCCUAA